Molecule: messenger RNA, 817 nt
Organism: Biomphalaria glabrata
Lineage: Eukaryota; Metazoa; Mollusca; Gastropoda; Planorbidae
Product: NADH dehydrogenase [ubiquinone] 1 alpha subcomplex subunit 13-like
Exons: 4
Coding region: 71-517 (148 amino acids)
Source: RefSeq, a predicted model, not a curated record
UUGAGAGUUCCACUUUCGUUUUCGUUUAUUUGUGUAUGUCAACAAGCACUUCCUUCAUCAGAAGGUCAAAAUGGUUACCUACAAGCAAGAUAUGCCUCCAGAGGGAGGCUUUAAUCCAUACGAGUGGGCUGCUAGAAAACCUAAAAGGCUCUUUGGUGGCUAUACUCAGUUUGCACUUUUCGCUGGUUUUACUUCUAUUGCUUGGAUAUUCUACUUCAGAUGGAGAAACACUAAAAAAUUGAAUGAACUUGAGAUGAGGGAAUCUCGUGUAGCUAUUGAGCCCUUUCUUUUAGCUGAAAGAGAUAGAGCGAUACUCAAGCACUACAGAAAAAACAGAGAUGAAGAAAAUGAACUGAUGAAGAAUGUUGAGGGAUGGAAAACUGGUACUCUCUGGGGUGAACCAGUCUUCUACAACCCCCGUAACCGCUAUGUUAAACCUGCUUUAGAAGAGCUUCUUGCACAUAUGAGUUAUAGAGAGCAAGAAGACUUUAAAUAUGACAAACGUAAACGAUUUUGAAGUGUUGUGUGAAGAUUUGUCUUUAAUGAAUUCUCUAGUUAGUUUAAUUGACUGUUUGCACUCUUUUUUUUUUAAAGAAACUACAAUAGAAAAUAAUGAGAGAUAUUGUAUACAAUUAAUUAAUAAUAAUACACAAAUUAUAGAAAGAUUAAAGUUGACUUUAAUUUGUAUAGUGAUUGUGUGUAUUUAAAUGAAAGUGUAUUUUGUAAAAAUGAAGAGAAUAUUUCUUAUGAAUGGAUGGCUUGUAGUAACUGUUAAUUUUUGAAUAUUAAAAAAAUAAAAACAAUUUUCUUCUUUUUA